UGUAUGUAUUUGGCAGGUGAAAGGAAGGCAAGCCAGGAUGGAUAUUUACGACACUCAGACGUUGGGGGUUGUGGUCUUCGGUGGAUUCAUGGUCGUUUCUGCCAUUGGCAUCUUCCUUGUGUCAACCUUCUCCAUGAAGGAGACGUCCUAUGAAGAAGCCCUGGCCAACCAGCGCAAGGAGAUGGCGAAAACUCACCACCAGAAAGUGGAGAAGAAAAAGAAGGAGAAAACAGUGGAGAAGAAAGGAAAGACCAAGAAAAAGGAAGAGAAACCUAACGGAAAGAUACCUGACCAUGACCCAGCCCCCAAUAUGACCAUCCUUCUCAAAGACCCAGUGCGGGCACCUGCAGUGGCUGUGACUCCAACCCCAGUCCAGCCCCCCGUGGUCAUUGCCCCCGUAGCCACGGUACCAGCCAUGCCCCAGGAGAAGCUCGCCUCCUCGCCUAAGGACAAAAAGAAAAAGGAGAAAAAAGUGGCAAAGGUGGAACCAGCAGUCAGUUCUGUAGUGAAUUCCAUCCAAGUUCUUGCCUCCAAGGCUGCCAUCUUAGAAACUGCUCCCAAGGAGGUGCCUAUGGUGGUUGUGCCCCCAGUGGGUGCCAAGGCCAGUACCCCAGCCACCGGCACUGGACAGGGCAAAAAGGCAGAGGGAGCCCAGAACCAGGGCAAAAAGGCAGAAGGAACCCCCAACCAGGGCAAAAAGGCUGAGGGGGCUCCCAACCAGGGCAAAAAGGCAGAGGGAGCCCAGAAUCAGGGCAAAAAGGUAGAAGUGGCCCCGAACCAGGGGAAAAAGGCAGAGGGGGGCCAGAAUCAGGGCAAAAAGGCAGAAGGAACCCCCAUCCAGGGCAAAAAGGCAGAAGGAGCCCCCAACCAAGGCAAAAAGACAGAUGGGGCCGCCAACCAGGGCAAAAAGGCAGAGGGAGCUCCUAACCAGGGCAAAAAAGUAGAGGGGGCCCAGAAUCAGGGCAAAAAGGCAGAAGGGGCACAGAAUCAGGGCAAAAAGGCAGAGGGGGCCUCCAACCAGGGCAAAAAAGAGGAGGGGACCCCAAACCAGGGCAAAAAGGCAGAGGGGAGCCCCAAUCAGGGCAAAAAGGUGGAAGUGGUUCAGAACCAGAGCAAAAAGGCAGAGGGAACCCCCAACCAGGGCAAAAAGGCAGAGGGGGCCCAGAACCAGGGCAAAAAGGCAGAGGGAGCCCAGAACCAGGGCAAAAAGGCAGAAGGAACCCCCAACCAGGGCAAAAAGGCUGAGGGGGCUCCCAACCAGGGCAAAAAGGCAGAGGGAGCCCAGAAUCAGGGCAAAAAGGUAGAAGUGGCCCCGAACCAGGGGAAAAAGGCAGAGGGGGGCCAGAAUCAGGGCAAAAAGGCAGAAGGAACCCCCAUCCAGGGCAAAAAGGCAGAAGGAGCCCCCAACCAAGGCAAAAAGACAGAUGGGGCCGCCAACCAGGGCAAAAAGGCAGAGGGAGCUCCUAACCAGGGCAAAAAAGUAGAGGGGGCCCAGAAUCAGGGCAAAAAGGCAGAAGGGGCACAGAAUCAGGGCAAAAAGGCAGAGGGGGCCUCCAACCAGGGCAAAAAAGAGGAGGGGACCCCAAACCAGGGCAAAAAGGCAGAGGGGAGCCCCAAUCAGGGCAAAAAGGUGGAAGUGGUUCAGAACCAGAGCAAAAAGGCAGAGGGAACCCCCAACCAGGGCAAAAAGGCAGAGGGGGCCCAGAACCAGGGCAAAAAGGCAGAGGGAGCCCAGAACCAGGGCAAAAAGGCAGACGGGGCCCAGAACCAGGGCAAAAAGGCAGAGGGGGCCCAGAACCAGGGCAAAAAGGCAGAGGGGGCCCAGAACCAGGGCAAAAAGGCAGAGGGGGCCCCCAACCAGGGAAAAAAGGAGGGAACCCCAAACCAGGGCAAAAAGGCCGAGGGGACCCCCAACCAGGGUAAAAAGGCAGAGGGGGCCCCCAACCAGGGAAAAAAGGAGGGAACCCCAAACCAGAGCAAAAAGGCCGAGGGGACCCCUAACCAGGGCAAAAAGGCAGAGGGGGCCCAGAAUCAAGGCAAAAAGGCCGAGGGGGGCCAGAAUCAGGGCAAAAAGGCAGAGGGGGGCCAGAAUCCGGGCAAAAAAGCCGAGGGGGCCCAGAAUCAGAGCAAAAAGGCAGAUUCGGUUGCUAAUCAGGGCACAAAGGCAGAGGGUGUUGCAAGCCAGGGGAAAAAAGCAGAGGGGGCACCCAAUCAAGGCAAAAAGGCAGAGGGAACCCCGAACCAGGGCAAAAAGUCAGAAGGGUCCCCCAACCAGGGCAAAAAGGUGGAUGUGUCUGCCAAUCAGGGUAAAAGGGCAGAGUCAGCCCCUAUACAAGGCAAAAAUGCAGAUAUGGUUCAGAGCCAAGAGGCACCAAAGCAAGAGGCUCCUGCAAAGAAGAAGUCUGGUUCAAAGAAGAAAGGUGAGCAUGGGCCCCCGGACUCCGACAGCCCUCUCUACCUCCCCUACAAGACGCUGGUCUCCACAGUUGGAAGCAUGGUGUUCAACGAGGGGGAGGCCCAGCGGCUCAUUGAGAUCCUGUCCGAGAAGGCUGGCGUCAUUCAGGACACCUGGCAUAAGGCCACUCAGAAGGGCGACCCUGUGGCAAUUCUGAAGCGCCAGCUGGAAGAGAAGGAGAAGCUGCUGGCCACAGAGCAGGAGGACGCGGCUGUCGCCAAGAGCAAGCUGAGGGAGCUCAAUAAGGAGCUGGCGGCGGAGAAGGCUAAGGCAGCGGCCGGGGAGGCCAAGGUGAAGAAGCAGCUCGUGGCCCGGGAGCAGGAGAUCACAGCCGUGCAGGCGCGCAUGCAGGCCAGCUACCGGGAGCACGUGAAGGAGGUGCAGCAGCUGCAGGGCAAGAUCCGGACUCUUCAGGAGCAGCUGGAGAACGGCCCCAACACGCAGCUGGCCCGCCUGCAGCAGGAGAACUCCAUCCUGAGGGAUGCCUUGAACCAAGCCACAAGCCAGGUGGAGAGCAAGCAGAACGCCGAGCUGGCCAAGCUCCGGCAGGAGCUCAGCAAGGUCAGCAAGGAGCUGGUGGAGAAGUCGGAGGCUGCACGUCAGGAGGAGCAGCAGCGAAAGGCUUUGGAGACCAAGACAGCUGCCUUCGAGAAGCAGGUCCUACAGCUGCAGGCGUCUCACAAGGAGAGUGAGGAGGCCCUGCAGAAGCGCCUGGACGAGGUCAGCCGGGAACUGUGCCGCUCCCAGACCAGCCACGCCAGCCUGCGGGCAGACGCCGAGAAGGCCCAGGAGCAGCAGCAGCAGAUGGCCGAGCUGCACAGCAAACUGCAGUCCUCCGAGGCAGAGGUGAAGAGCAAGUGCGAGGAGCUGAGUGGUCUCCACGGGCAGCUCCAAGAGGCCAGGGCCGAGAACUCACAGCUCACGGAGAGAAUCCGGUCCAUUGAGGCCCUGCUGGAGGCAGGCCAGGCUCGGGACACCCAGGACGCCCAGGCCAGCCAGGCGGAGCAGCAGGCCCGCCUCAAGGAGCUGGAGUCCCAGGUGUGGUGCCUGGAGAAGGAGGCCACCGAGCUCAAGGAGGCAGUUGAGCAGCAGAAAGUAAAGAACAACGAUCUCCGAGAGAAGAACUGGAAGGCCAUGGAGGCUCUGGCCUCAGCUGAGAGAGCCUGCGAGGAGAAGCUACGCUCCUUGACCCAGGCCAAGGAGGAAUCAGAGAGGCAGCUCAGCCUGACCGAGACACAGACCAGGGAGGCCCUGUCCGCUCUGCUGCCAGCGCUCUCCAGCUCCACGCCCCAGAGUUACACCGAGUGGCUGCAGGAGCUCCGAGAGAAGGGCCCCGAGCUGCUGAAGCAGCUGCCAGCUAGAGCAGAGCCCUCGUCGGACCUGGCCUCCAAGCUGCGGGAGGCUGAGGAGACCCAGAACAAUCUGCAGGCCGAGUGUGACCAGUACCGCACCAUCCUGGCUGAGACGGAGGGCAUGCUCAGAGACCUGCAGAAGAGUGUGGAGGACGAGGAGAACGUGUGGAAGGCCAAAGUGAGCGCCACGGAGGAAGAGCUCCAGCAGUCACGGGUCACAGUGAAACAUCUCGAAGACAUUGUAGAGAAGCUAAAAGGAGAACUUGAAAGUUCAGAGCAGGUGAGGGAGCACACCUCACAUCUGGAGGCAGAGCUGGAGAAGCACAUGGUGGCCGCCAGCGCCGAGUGCCAGAACUACGCCAAGGAGGUGGCGGGGUUGAGGCAGCUUUUAUUAGAAUCUCAGUCUCAGCUGGAUGCAGCCAAGAGUGAAGCCCAGAAACAAAGCGAUGAGCUCGCCCUGGUCAGGCAGCAGUUGAGUGAGAUGAAGAGCCACGUAGAGGAUGGUGACGUAGCUGGGUCCUCAGCUGCCCCCCCAGCAGAGCAGGACCCCAUCGAGCUGAAGACGCAGCUGGAGCGGACGGAAGCCACCCUGGAGGGCGAGCAGGUGCUGCGGCAGAAGCUCACGGCCGAGUUCGAGGAGGCUCAGAGCUCGGCGUGUCGGCUGCAGGCGGAGCUGGAGAAGCUCCGCAGCAUGGGGCCCCUCGACUCUUCAGAAGCAGAGGCGGUCACGCAGCUAAAGGAGAGACUAGAAAAAGAGAAGAAAUUAACCAGUGACCUGGGAUGCGCUGCCACCAAAUUACAGGAGCUUUUGAAGACAACCCAGGAGCAGCUGGCGAAGGAGCGAGAGACCAUGAAGAAGUUGCAGGAGCAGCUGGACGAAACAGAGGAUGGUAGCAGCUCAAAGGAGGGCACAUCUGUCUGAGUCUCCUCUUCAGGAAAAGAAGUUACUGUUCAACUUACCAAAAUGCCUUACACAUUCCUUACAAAUAAAUCAACCAACCAACACAGCGUUAUCCAGGCCCAACCUCCAGUAGCUCUGAGAGAAGCCAUUAGAGACGAGAGUCUCUUAGAAUCACAGAAAUAGAUCUUCCAGACCCCCAGUUUGUAAAAGAACCUUUGUCACAUUUGAUAAACACUAUUCCCCAGGACCAGCCCUGGACCACCACCGAGCAGACGCCAAAGCCCUUACCAGCUCUGUGCCAGCCCCCAGGGUAUGCGCGGGGGAGGCCGGGACCUCUGGGCAUCUGUGUGUCAGUCAGUGCAAUUGUUUUCUUUCCCUGGGUUGGGGGUCAGGAGGCGGGCGGACCCGGGGAUGAGUCUCAAAGGCUGUGGAGCGGACUGGAGGGUCACAGCCCAACCCAGCAAGGCAGCAGCCCCUCACCCCUGGGAGAAGUUGCCGGCAAGAAUGGAUGUGUGACCUCCUGGAUGUUAAUGCCAUUAAAACAAACAUUGUCGCCCA
Molecule: messenger RNA, 5266 nt
Organism: Ailuropoda melanoleuca (giant panda)
Lineage: Eukaryota; Metazoa; Chordata; Mammalia; Carnivora; Ursidae
Gene: RRBP1
Product: ribosome binding protein 1
Exons: 24
Coding region: 38-4729 (1563 amino acids)
Biological process (GO): protein transport
Cellular component (GO): endoplasmic reticulum membrane
Source: RefSeq, a predicted model, not a curated record